GCAGCCCCAAUCCAUCAUUUGUCUAGGGAAUAAGGGGAAUUCUUUGGAGAUUCAAAAGCAACAUGGCAUCGCCCCAACAUCAACAACUGCUGCCUCGCAACACAGAAGUGAGCUGUGACUCAAGUGGAGAUGGAGGCGUCUCGGUGAGGAUUGGCAGUAGUGCCAAACACAAGCAUGGAGGCGGGCCGCUGGGUUCAAUUGGGGGAGGUUUCAUCGGGGGAUCCAAGCACUGCAAGUACAGCAUUUCCUCCAGCUGCAGCUCCGGAGAGUCCGGAGCCAGGAGGCCCGUGGUCAAGAGCAAUCGCGUACAGAAGAAGAUGCCUCAGCUUUUUGAGAGAUCUGCUGGUCAUUUCUGGGACCCAAAGUUUGACUCCUCGAUCCUGGAAGAGGCCUGUAGGGAACGGUGUUUCCCUCAGACCCAGCGGCGCUUCCGCUUUGUGCUCUUCUACCUGGUUGCCGCUGCCCUCCUCUGGGGAAUAUACUUUGCUAGCAACCCUUCCCGCUGUGACAGGACUGCCUUUCUCCUUCCCACCGCGUCCUUCCUCCUUUUCUGCUUUCUUCUCUUCCUCUUAACUUUUACAAAACUCUACUCUCACUACUACAACCAAGCGUCUCUGCUGCUCAUCAUUGUAACCUUCACCCUGACCCUGGCCCCCCAGAUUCAGACAUCAAGCUUCAGGGACCCGGAGACUCCCACACCUGCACCCGAUGUGGAGGAGUUCAGUGGAAUGGGACCCUCAUACAACCUGUCCUAUGACAACCUCCCGGGAGGUAACACCUGGUCCCCUUGUCUGUCUCCUGUCGGCACCUUCUCCCUCUGUAUCGAGGUUCUUCUGUUGCUUUACAGCGUUCUCCAUGUUCGCCUCUAUGCUUCUGUUUUUCUUGGGUUUCUCUACUCUGUCUUUUUUGAGAGUUUGGGCUGGCUGCAUCUGACCCAGGCCGGGGAAAACUGGAUCAUAGCCUCUCAAUCAGACUGGGAUACGUUAUGUUGGCUCGGCCCAGCCAAAGCUCUACUUCACCUCUGUGCCCACGUCAUCGGCAUCCACCUAUUCAUCAUGUCUGAAGUCCGGUCACGCAGCACCUUCCUUAAGGUGGGACAAGCUAUCAUGCAUGGCAAAGAUCUGGAAGUGGAGAAAGCCUUGAAGGAGCGUAUGAUCCACUCUGUCAUGCCCAGAAUUGUGGCUGAUGAGCUGAUGAAGCAGGGUGACGAGGAGAUCGGUGAUAAUUCUGUUAAACGAUACUCCACCAGCGGUGCAGCAGCUGUCAUCUCCAGCCCUAAAAACAACAAACGCAAGAAAACUUCCAUCCCUCGUGGCCAGAUUAUCUUCAGACCCUUCAACAUGAAGCGGAUGGAGCCUGUCAGCAUCCUCUUUGCAGACAUUGUGGGUUUCACAAAGAUGUCUGCCAACAAAUCUGCUCAUGCCCUCGUUGGACUAUUAAAUGACUUAUUUGGGCGUUUUGAUCGACUCUGUGAGCUCACCGGCUGUGAAAAGAUCAGUACUCUAGGAGACUGUUACUACUGUGUGGCUGGUUGUCCCGAACCAAGACCGGACCAUGCGUAUUGCUGCGUGGAGAUGGGCUUGGGCAUGAUUCAGGCUAUUGAACAGUUCUGCCAGGAGAAGAGGGAGAUGGUCAACAUGAGGGUGGGUGUCCACACUGGCACUGUACUGUGUGGUAUCCUGGGCAUGAAACGCUUCAAGUUUGACGUCUGGUCGAACGACGUCAACCUCGCCAACCUAAUGGAGCAGCUGGGAGUGGCUGGGAAGGUCCACCUGUCACAGGCCACUGCCAACUUCCUGGAUGAUCGCUACCAGCAUGAAGAUGGACAAGUCAUUGAGAGAAUAGGACAGAGUGUGGUGGCUGACCAGCUCAAAGGCCUGAAGACCUACCUGAUCUCUGGCAGGAAGGUGGAGCCUCACUCUCUCUGCAGCUGCUCUCAGUUGGGUUUGGCGGGGCCUGAGCUUGUAGAUGGUCGGAGCCCCACCUCCAAGGUGAGCACACCUGAUGGAGCCCCUUCAGCAUCGACCCUGCCUCCAGAGAGUGCUAAGUCUCCUUGUAUAUCCUGCAGUGUUGUACUGAUACCAGGGGAGGAUCAGGUUCUGGAGGAAGCUGUAGCUGUGCACAAUGGCUGCCAUGACGACAACAAGACCAUCAGCAACAAGGACAUUUCAAAUCUGAAGUGUUCACCAGCUGUUUCUGCAGGGCGCAGCCCCAAGGCCCUUAACGGCCUGCUCAGUCCUCAGCUGGAAGCCUUGAACAACAGCCAGACGUCACUAUGUGAGAUGCUGCAGGAGAAGGAGAAGAAGACGUGGAGCGGAGGAGCCAUGGGCAUGGACCAUUCAGCGCUCAUCCCUCUACGCUCCAAGAACUUCAGGGAGAGGAGCGAUGCUCACUUUGUGGAUGUUAUUAAAGAGGACAGCCUUAUGAAGGACUAUUUCUACAGACCUCCCAUAAACAAGCUGAGCCUCACCUUCCUGGAGAGUAGCCUGGAGUCUGCUUACCGGAUAAGCUACCAGGAGGAGGUGGAAAGCCAAGCACCAGUGCAGACUUUCGCCAGUCCAACGUUCAGCUCUUUUCUCGACAUGCUGCUGUGCUGUUCAGUGUUUCUGGCUCUCUCACUGGCCUGUUUCCUUCGACCGCUUGUUUCCCAUCAGAGUUUCUCAACACCAGCACUCAUUCUGACAACCGUAGCCGCCCUGUUGGAGGCUCUGGCUUUGCUGUUUGCUAUACGAAUGGCUUUCUACCUGGACAGUGUGCUGAAUUGCACUCGGGUGCUGAUGAGAGCCAUUUCAGGCUGGAUUGCGCGUCACUUUAUAGGAGCUGUCCUGGUGUCCCUGCCCACUGUGGCUGUCUUCUCUCAUGUUGCCUGUGACAUGCAUCUCUCCAUCCAGUUCACCAUGUUCAUCUGCUGUGCCGUCAUCAUAGCCAUCAUUCAGUACUGUAACUUCUGCCAACUCAGCUACUGGAUGCGCUCAGUUCUAGCGACUCUGGUGGGACUAACACUCCUUGCCUUACUCUUCAGCUCCCCCUGCAGUGUUGCUAAGAAUCUGUUUUUCUGGUCAGAUGGCCAGAGUAAUACCAACAACAGCAACAGCAACAGCAGCAGCAACAACAGCAACAGCAGUAGCAACAGCUCCAUCUUCAUGUCUGACAGCCCAGCAGACCCAGACCCACAGGACCUGCUGGGCCCUGAGGCCUGCGUGGCCUUUUCUCUGGUCCUUCUUCUCAUCUGGUUCCUUAACCGUGAAUUUGAGGUCAGUCACCGCCUUCAUUACCAUGGCAACGUGGAGGCGGAUCAACAUCGCAUCAAGAUCCAGAACAUGAGGGACCAGGCUGACUGGCUGCUUCGCAAUAUCAUCCCUAUCCAUGUGGCCGAGCAGCUGAAGGUCACCCAGAGCUACUCCAAGAACCACGACAAUGUGGGUGUAAUAUUUGCCAGCAUCGUUAACUUCAGUGAGUUUUAUGAGGAAAGCUAUGAGGGAGGCAAGGAGUGUUAUCGGGUCCUCAACGAGCUAAUUGGAGACUUUGAUGAGCUGUUGCGGAAGCCUGCCUUCUCAAAUAUGGAAAAGAUCAAAACCAUUGGUGCCACAUACAUGGCGGCAGCAGGACUCAAUGCGCAGCAGUGUGCAGAUGCGGCACAUCCUCAUGCACACCUCCGUGCUCUUUUCGAAUUUGCCCUUGAAAUGAUGCGUGUGGUAGACGACUUCAACAAGAACAUGCUGGGCUUUGGGUUCAAGCUUCGCAUUGGAUUCAAUCACGGGCCUCUAACAGCCGGUGUAAUUGGCACCACUAAGCUUCUCUACGAUAUCUGGGGCGACACAGUCAACAUCGCCAGUCGCAUGGACACUACAGGUGUGGAGUGUCGUGUCCAGGUCAGCGAGGAGAGCUAUUGUGUACUCAGUGCCAUGGAUUAUGAGUUUGACUACCGUGGCACAGUUAAUGUCAAAGGCAAAGGUCAGAUGAAAACCUUCCUUUACCCGAAGAGCAGUGACAGCGGCCCUGUGCCUCAGUACCAACUCUCAGUCUCACCAGAGAUCCGAGCACAGGUGGAUGGAAGCAUUGGGCGCUCGCCCACUGAUGAAAUUGCCAGCAUGGUGCCAACAGCCGGCAUAACUGCAAGCAGUACCAACACUACAGUACCCAGUGCCAGUGCCGUUUCCUCUACUGCCAAAGGGCUUUACCAUGAGAAACAGGUGGACAGCCGUGAAAGACGUCCCUCUACAGAGACCUCUCAUGCCAGGCGUUCUACGUCUCACCUAGAAGGACCUCCUUCUUCUGCAAAUAACAAACAACUCAUCUCAUCGUCAGUACAGCAAAAUACACCCCAAAAUUCUACAGCAAUGAUCCAGAAAGACAUCAAGAAGAACAAACGCGAUGGCGAUUAUGACAGUAAUGUUGGAGAGUUAACCAGACUUUAA
Messenger RNA from Anoplopoma fimbria (sablefish), 4418 nucleotides. RefSeq names its product adenylate cyclase type 9-like. The coding region runs from base 63 to 4418 and encodes 1451 amino acids. Gene Ontology annotation, biological process: intracellular signal transduction; cyclic nucleotide biosynthetic process; adenylate cyclase-activating G protein-coupled receptor signaling pathway. The transcript is spliced from 11 exons. Gene Ontology annotation, molecular function: adenylate cyclase activity. The record is from RefSeq and is a predicted model, not a curated record. Lineage: Eukaryota; Metazoa; Chordata; Actinopteri; Perciformes; Anoplopomatidae.